This is a messenger RNA of Pocillopora meandrina, 2475 nucleotides long. The record is from the annotation of a GenBank genome assembly. NCBI's taxonomy places the organism in Eukaryota, Metazoa, Cnidaria, Anthozoa, Scleractinia, Pocilloporidae.
UUUCGCCAGAAAGUCCUAACCAAGUUGUUCCCUUCAGAAGUAGAGUCAGAUUCCAGUGAUGAUGAUAAUGAUGAUGACGCUGGCGUGGAAACGAAUUCACAAUUCAUCGUCAGAACAUUAGAUAAAGACUCGCAAGAAAGAUCCGCUGAAAGAGAGAAACGAAAGCUGAGUGUGGCUGAAGGUAGCGUUUGACAUGUGGGAUCAGCAACUCGUCUUUGUUGUAGCUUUGUCCGAGUCGAUGUUUUUCUCCGUAUCUGACUGGAUUGUAUAAUAAGAUCAUCGUCUUCGUUGUUACUGUCGUUGUUUGUUUUGUUUUUAUGAAGAAGUUUUUAAGGAAUCAGGUCAGAAACUCAGGUUAUGUUGUAGCGGGGAGUGAGUAGGCCUUCAUUGCUUAGUAGCGCUGCAGGACGCGCGUUUCUCCGCCCUUGGGAUGAUUUGAGACGAAUUAUAGCCUACCUGUAGCCGUGCCCUCCUCCCUCCCCUCGUAGGCUAGACGAAUUGGGGAAAAGUUUGCCGGGGGUCUGGCACCUCAUUAUCAGUUCCAGAACCCUUGCAGAUCUCUUCCCAGCUUUUGUUGCUCAAGGCCGCGUACUUUUCCGCGGGUGAGGAAACACUCGUCCCAAACCGCUAGUAACGAGGGUCUGCUUGCGCUUGCAAGAUAGGAUAAAUAACCCAUUGACUAGAAUGUUUAUAUGAGCAAAGGAAAAACAAUACGUAAUAUAGAAUUUUUCAAUUGGGCCAACGACCUUUGGUAUAAACUAUACCGGCUGGUUGAUGAGAUAUUAGUGAUUAAUAAUUGUGUCUUUUCUUAUUAGAUAUAAAUUUUCCUCGACCGCACAAAGUCUCCUCACGAGAUGAGCAAGCCACGCCGUCUUCCCCUUCAAGACUAAUAGGUGUUGAAAAUCCCGUGCCUUUUUUGCCAAGUGAGAAGGAUUAUAGAUUAAAAAGGAUGUAUUUUACCUCACGCCCUCUGUUGUCCAGGUUAAGGCCCUUUUGAAAGAGAACCUUAUGUUAGACCAAGAAUAAACCCUUUGCCAAAACAGCAACCGAUACCAAUAAUUUAUCUUUAGAAAGUGAUUCUCACGGGAAAGCAGUAAAUGCUGUACAUUUCGAGCCAGCGAACUCGGUAAUUUUCUUCAAUCCAAGUAAGUGGAAUAGAGCUCAUUUCGGUUAAUUGUUCUAAGGUCAUUACCAAAGCACUAGCCUGAACAGCAAGUUUAGUCCCAGUCCCUGUGAAUUUCGUAGAGAGCCACACGCAAUGAAAAUAUAAGGUCAAAAUAAGCAAACUGCUGAAUGUCUGGGGAAACCUCUAUUCACAAAAUCGCAUUUGGUUGUAGUUUUGUAUCUGACUUAUCAAAAAGUGUUGCGUGAUUUUUUUUUUCAUGCCAAUUACACAACGUCAGUAGAAGAUGUUUUAUUUUCAUUUGCAGAGAGUCUCAGCGCAGUAUCCAAGAAAAGAGGGGAACCGAAGGAUGAAAAAUGCAGAGAGCAUACAGCGAGUGGCACUGGGUCAGAUCUUUCAAAAUCAUCAGAGCAGGCGUCUAAACUGUCCAAGAAUCAGAAGAGGAAACUGAAGAAAAAGCGUCACAAAGAACGAAUUCGUUCCAGUGGGUAAGUGCGUUGAAAAAGAGCUUCGGUUUUCCCUAUGUCAACAGAUAAUGUGCACGGUCAGUAAACUUUGCGCUGAAAAUAAUUUUAAUAUUUUUUCCCCUCCAAUUAUGUUUUAGAGUCGAAAAAACAGCUCCAGCUCCCAAAGAAUUCACAUACGAUACCGCGUAAUCCAGGUUUACCGACAAAUGGAGUAGAUCAAACUUGCACAUGUGACUGUGUGCAGUAUACUUUCGCACGAGACCAUGUGCAGGAUACUUUCGCACGUGACCAUGCAGGUGGCGUGUACUUACUCCCACGACGAAGUAACAUGUUUUAUUUCAUGUGACUUUUCAAAGUCGGUGUCAUUGGUUUGGAACUGAUCUUGGAUCAUACCCAUUAACGACCAACUCACGACAUCGUGUCCUUAUGGUGCCCGAACUUUCAAGCGAGUGAAUCUCGACGAAUAAGUACUCCUCAGCCACAACUACCUUUCUUUGUCCACGCACGUUUUUCGGAUAUCCACAAGUUUUUUAAAAUCCAAACUGCUCAACUGUUCGUUACCAGGGUAUGAAGGGGCACACAUGUGACCCAAAUGGGACACACAAGUGGUAAUUAUCUCACGCAUAAUUGAUGAGUCUGAGAAAUUAUCUCGAAUAGAAACUUUCUACCAUAAUCAAAAUUCUUUUUUCCUUUAAAAAUUGCAAAAAUUAGCCGCAUCAUAUAUCGUUUCGAUAUCAUUUUCUAGUAAUGAAAUGAAGUAUGUUACGGUAAUACGCUAAAAAAAGUGUUCAAUACUUCCGUUUGACUGACAGGUGUAUACUAUAAUCUAAAAGGUUAUAUAAACUGACGGUUUUAUCUGUAUUUAUUUAUAAAUAUUUGACCCUU